This is a messenger RNA of Nezara viridula (southern green stink bug), 549 nucleotides long. Lineage: Eukaryota; Metazoa; Arthropoda; Insecta; Hemiptera; Pentatomidae. The record is from the annotation of a GenBank genome assembly.
AUGGUUGCAUUGCUUGGCGGCCCAUUGAACUAUCUAGGCCCUGCUAUCUUUAAUGCCCUCUCUGACGAGGGUGCCCUGGGGUCGAGGAUCCUAAACAGCCUGAGAGUAGCACCUUUCGACCAACACUUGUCGACCGAGGACGGUAGGCAUUUGGAAGAUCCGACGGCCACACUGGGCUCACUCAACAUCUAUCCUGACUCUGUCCUCAUCCUCAAAGUCUCCUUCUUCUUCACGGCCUCCGUUUUUUCCCUCGCUGACGAGGACAUGAAUGGCCGUCCCGUCACGUGGCCGCUGAACGGGAGGUCAUCCAGGCCCGUUCUCUCUCCCUGGUUACGUCUGGCAUUAGUGCUGUCGCGUCAUCGUGUAGAUCCAGACUGGAGACAUCCCUCUAAUUUGCCGAAGAGAGGUGAUUCCUUCGACACAAGAGGUGCUGGAGUAACGGAGUACCCGCGGGUCACUGCAGCCGCGCGAGCUGGUCUCGGUCAUUCCAUCUCCUCAGCCGAUUUCACGGUCUUCUCUUUCAAUGGAGGCAGCUUCUCUUCCAUGUAG